UACUCAUGGCAGCAGAGAGCUCACACUAUCACCUGCAAACAGACAAAUAUAAUCUGAAUGUCAGUUUGUAAAACCUCUAUUCUACAGAAAUGGACUACAUCAUUGUGCAUUUUAUUAUUUUCACACCUUAACCUGCUAUGCUUUGAUUCGAUAAAUAACGCAUUUACCUUAGGACACAACAAAAAGAGGCCGAUAAUCUCCAGCAAAUUCCUGAAUGAGUCGUAGUAGUCACGCUGCUUCCGUCGUGACAUACGGAGUUCCCGCGAGAUGUAGAGCAAAAUACUAUUUCCUGCCGCAAGCAGUAAGCAACAGUUUCCGAAAGUAAGUUGGCUCUCAUGGGAGCACAUGAAGAGGACUCUGAGCUGCUGCAGACAUUGACAAGGCUGGCAGUUCUUCAAAAAGAACAUGGAGAAGAUGUCCCGGGUUACCACAGCCCUCGGCAACAGUGCCAUCAGUGGCCGAACUAUGUUCUGCCACUUAGACGCUCCUGCAAACGCCAUCAGUGUGUGCCGUGACGCCACGCAGGUGGUGGUAGCUGGCCGCAACAUCUUCAAGAUCUACGCACUGGAGGAGGAGCAGUUUGUGGAGAAGCUGAAUCUACGUGUGGGCCGCAAACCCUCUCUCAACUUCAGCUGUGCGGAUGUCAUGUGGCACCAGAUGGAGGAGAACCUGCUGGCCACGGCUGCUACCAAUGGGGCAGUGGUCACCUGGAACCUGGGAAAACCCUCUCGUAACAAGCAGGACCAACUGUUUACUGAGCACAAACGCACUGUCAACAAGGUAUGCUUCCAUCCCACAGAGGUUUAUAUGCUGCUAAGUGGCUCGCAGGAUGGCUUCAUGAAGUGCUUCGACCUGCGCAAAAAGGAGUCUGUCAGCACUUUCUCAGGUCAGUCAGAGAGUGUAAGGGAUGUCCAGUUCAGCAUGAAGGAUUAUUUCACAUUUGCUGCAUCCUUUGAGAAUGGCAACGUCCAGCUGUGGGACAUCAGACGGCCGGAUCGCUAUGAGCGGAUGUUCACCGCCCAUACUGGCCCUGUGUUCUGCUGCGACUGGCACCCUGAUGACAGGGGAUGGUUGGCCACUGGGGGCCGGGACAAGAUGGUGAAAGUGUGGGACAUGACCACCAACCGGGCCAAGGAGAUCUAUUGUGUCCAGACGAUCGCCUCAGUGGCACGGGUCAAGUGGCGGCCUGAGAGAAAGUUUCAUUUAGCCACCUGUUCCAUGAUGGUGGAUCACAACAUCUAUGUGUGGGAUGUCCGCAGACCUUUCAUUCCCUUCGCCACAUUUGAGGAACACAAGGAUGUGACCACUGGUAUUGUGUGGCGCCACCAGCACGACCCUCAUUUUCUGCUCUCUGGCUCUAAGGACAGCACACUUUACCAACACAUGUUCAAGGAUGCCACUCGUCCCGUGGACAAGGCCAACCCCGAGGGUCUGUGCUUUGGACUCUUUGGUGACUUGGCCUUUGCAGCCAAGGAGAGUCUGAUCAGCAGCGACGCCAACAGAAAGCCUUACCCUGGAGGCGACCGGCGCUACCCGAUUUUUUUCUUCAAGAAGCCCGACCCAACUGAACAAUUUGCCCAUGUAUCCAGUGCCCUUAGCGUCUUUGAGACAGACUUGGACAGUAACCGCAUGGACUGGUUUGUCAAGACAGCACAACUCUACCUCCUCUGUGGGAAGCCAUUUGCCGAGCUGUGUGAUCACAAUGCCAAGGUGGCGCAGGAGCUCAAAAGACCUCAGGUUUCCAAAACAUGGACCAUGUUGAGAAUCAUGUUCUCUGACCCAGCAAACCUCACAACGCCCGGUCUAAACCACAACCUCAGUAAACUGGGCACCAUGCCUUUAAUGAACAGUUUCAACAUGAAGGAAAUGAGUUCAGGGAUGGGCACAGAGAGCAGACUAGAGCGCAGUAAAGGUGAGAGCAGGCAGGACAACAUCCACCUGGAGCCUGGAAACUCACACGCCAGCAAUAAUAAUGAAGAAAAUGAGGAGACCGAGGGAAGCGAGGGCCAGGCUGAGUAUAUGUUCUGUGAUGCUGAGUUAGAUGACGAUGACCUCUACUCUAUGGAGAAUGACAACCAAGCAGAAGAGCCGGAGUACACGCUGCCCCAGGAGGCCUUCCAGCUGCGCCACGAGAUCAUAGAUAACCCUUCUGCUCCAGAGCACCUUCAGCAGGACAAGGCCGACUCCCCGCACGUCAGCGGCAACGAGGCAGAAGUCACUUGUCUGACACCCAUCGAGUCCUUCUCGCUCAUCUCCAUUUCCCAGCCACUGUUCAGCCCACAUUUACCCGCCAGCUUCUUCUGUCCCAUUGUUCGGGAAAUGCUAACCUAUUACGCCGAGCAGGGCGACGUGCAGAUGGCCGUGUCUGUGCUUAUCGUCUUGGGGGACCGGAUCCGCAAAGAGAUCGAUGACCUCACCCAGGAGCACUGGUACAUGUCCUACAUAGACCUGUUGCAGCGAUUCGAGUUGUGGAACGUGUCCAAUGAGGUCAUCAAGUUGAGUACGUGCAGCGCCAUAACCUGCCUGAACCAGGCAUCUACAACACUUCAUAUCAACUGCAGCAACUGCAAGCGGCCAAUGAGCAACAAGGGCUGGAUUUGUGACAGGUGCCACCAGUGUGCCAGUGUGUGUGCAGUGUGCCACCAUGUGGUGAAGGGACUGUUUGUGUGGUGUCAGGGCUGCAGCCAUGGUGGACAUCUGGAGCACAUAAUGAACUGGCUUAAAAGCAGCGCCCACUGCCCUGCUGGCUGCGGCCACCUGUGUGAGUACACCUGAGCCCAUCACAACCACUGUUCACACAGCUGCUGCUCUGAGGGAAUCAAUCCUCAACCGGCCUAGAUCUCACACACACACACCACAGAUAAACAAGAUGUCUUUAUUCCUCCACGUGGGCCUGGAUCCUUUUAUCACUGUGGAAAGAAGGAUGGCUCUGUGUGUGUGUGUUUGAACUAAGAUUAGCCAAAGGUCUCAUUUACUGCGUCUAUAGGAGGAAGAGGUUUAUAUGUGCUCUCCUGGACAGCCAUUCAAGAGCAAACACAUUCAUAUUUAAAUUGGUGAAAUUGUAUAUAAGCAGAUGUUAUGAUAGAUAUAACAAUAUUUCUUUUUGUUGAUUCACACUUGGUGCAUUUUACAUUGUUUUUAAACCCCUCAUUAAAUCCUGAAGGCUGUACAGGAAGAGUUCUGUUCAUCUGAGGUGGAUUGUUAAUGUUUGUACAUAAUGCUACAUCUUAUUUUGAAGGACUGUAGAUAAUGUUUCAUUAAUUUAUAUAAGAAAUAGCUCACUAUUCCAACAAUACAUUAAAGCAAUACAAUUGAA
This is a messenger RNA of Perca flavescens (yellow perch), 3316 nucleotides long. It is a transcript of the gene wdr24, whose product is annotated as WD repeat domain 24. NCBI's taxonomy places the organism in Eukaryota, Metazoa, Chordata, Actinopteri, Perciformes, Percidae. The transcript has 11 exons. Gene Ontology annotation, cellular component: vacuolar membrane; GATOR2 complex; cytosol. Gene Ontology annotation, molecular function: protein binding. Bases 406 to 2775 code for a protein of 789 amino acids. The record is from RefSeq and is a predicted model, not a curated record. Gene Ontology annotation, biological process: positive regulation of macroautophagy; positive regulation of TORC1 signaling; cellular response to amino acid starvation.